This is a messenger RNA of Rotaria socialis, 303 nucleotides long. NCBI's taxonomy places the organism in Eukaryota, Metazoa, Rotifera, Eurotatoria, Philodinida, Philodinidae. The record is from the annotation of a GenBank genome assembly.
AUGUGGACCGAAUUUGCAUCGACAGCCGUGGCAUGGGCAGAUUGUUUAAGAUUAUGCAAUGAUAGAGGACGACGACCAAUAUCAUUCGAAGUUCGACUGAGUUUUGAAUACAAAAUUAAUAAUUAUCUUUCAGUAUUUAUUAAAAAAGAAACGGAAACAAAUGAUCAUGGUUAUCUAUCAACAAUACCAUGCACCGAUCAACCAAUUAUGUGGAUUCAUUCAAGUUUAGUUGAAACCAAUGGUGAUAAUAGUUAUGACAUAAGUCGAAUUUUUGAUCAUAAACACAAAAUUCGACUUAUUUAA